This is a messenger RNA of Phalaenopsis equestris, 1056 nucleotides long. RefSeq names its product ras-related protein RABA1f-like. Gene Ontology annotation, molecular function: GTPase activity; GTP binding. Gene Ontology annotation, cellular component: endosome. Lineage: Eukaryota; Viridiplantae; Streptophyta; Magnoliopsida; Asparagales; Orchidaceae. The transcript has 2 exons. Bases 216 to 866 code for a protein of 216 amino acids. The record is from RefSeq and is a predicted model, not a curated record.
UACCGGGUAAUGGCGACACUAUUUAAUCCGUCGGAAGGCCGUAACAGGUUUCUGUUUCCAGAUUCUCCCUCAUCCCUCUGUUUUCGCCCCCUCUCGACGGUGAUGACGGGGAAGGUUGAGAUAACCGAUCGAUCAGCUGAAUAGAGGAGGCGGAAGCGGGUUCACCGGCGGCGGGUUGACGCGGCAUCGACGGAGGUGUUGGAAGAUUUUCAGUUAUGGCUUACAGGUCCGAUGACGAAUAUGAUUACUUGUUCAAGGUGGUGUUGAUCGGCGAUUCCGGAGUAGGGAAAUCGAAUCUUCUGUCUAGAUUUACCCGGAACGAGUUCAAUCUGGAGUCGAAAUCGACCAUUGGCGUCGAGUUCGCGACGCGGAGCAUUCGCGUGGAAGAGAAGGUUGUGAAGGCUCAGAUUUGGGACACUGCUGGUCAGGAAAGGUACCGCGCAAUCACAAGCGCAUACUACCGCGGAGCCGUCGGCGCCCUCCUCGUCUACGACAUAACUCGCCAUAUAACAUUCGAGAACGUCGAGAGAUGGCUGAAAGAGCUCAGAGACCACACAAACCCUAACAUCGUCAUCAUGCUCGUCGGAAACAAAGCCGAUCUGCGCCAUCUUCGAGCCGUCUCCACCGAAGAUGCGAAAGCUUUUGCGGAGAGGGAGAGCGCUUUCUUCAUGGAAACAUCAGCCCUAGAAUCAAUGAAUGUCGAGAUCGCCUUCACCGAAGUCCUCUCGCAGAUCUACCGCGUCGUCAGUCGUAAAGCUCUGGACGUCGGCGACGACCCGUCGGCGCCGCCGAGGGGACAGACGAUCAAUGUCGGCAACAGAGACGAUGUGUCCGAUUUGAAGAAAGUUGGGUGUUGCUCUGCCUAAUUUGGAGAGAUCAGUAGGUUCGUAUAUGAUUACUCCAUAAGUAAUAUAUUUUUUUUUUUUGCUGCUGCUUCUGCAAAUAUUCAUUUUCGUUUGAGCAUUUUGUUGGGGUGAGUUAAGCCAUAGGGUUCUAGUUUUGCUUGUUAUAUGCAUAUAUGAAUGGUGUCAUGCUGUUUAAUAAUUUAUUGUUUUU